Messenger RNA from Diprion similis, 1550 nucleotides. Its product is annotated as proteasomal ATPase-associated factor 1-like. Gene Ontology annotation, molecular function: protein binding. Lineage: Eukaryota; Metazoa; Arthropoda; Insecta; Hymenoptera; Diprionidae. The transcript has 6 exons. The record is from RefSeq and is a predicted model, not a curated record. The coding region runs from base 213 to 1421 and encodes 402 amino acids.
GUUUUUCACCCGAAGUCAUUAAACUUUUGCGAAAACAUUCGCCCCGACGCGUUCGUACAAGUGGCAGCAAGUUUGUUGCUAACUUCACUUCAAGCGAGUUGGAGUGAAUUGACAAUUCGAUACUGCAACAAUUAGAUGGACCGAUGAUUAUAUUGUCGUUCGGAUUUAAAUAUUCUGCAAUUGCUUAUUACUGUUGAGGGUCUGAGUAAAAAAUGACUGCUAACGGCAAUUUGCCUUUAAUAAACAUUCGUUGUGACUGGGACACAUGUCUCAGAGGCCGUGACAAGGAAGCCUGGAUCUCCCACAAGUACAGAGACCAACCUAGUGUCACGGGAAAACUGGAACUACGUGAUGGCCAAAUAUCGUGCUCGGAAGGGUUCACAUUGGUGAGUUACUCCGGAAAAUCAGUGACCAUAAAACAUACAGACUCCGGAACCGUCACUACGUUCGUCGCUCCCCUAACAUCGUUCCCCCUGCACACUAAAUCUUGUACCAGGGUCUCAGUUACCCCUGGAGGCUUGGGAUUAUCAAGCGGGUCUCAAGGAGAAUUACAAAUAUGGGAAGUACAGCGAGGAGUCAUCAGACGCACAUUGGAAGGCCACGUAGGGGAAAUAUACCAAUGCAGAUGGUUUCCAUCUGGUGUUGUAGUUCUGGGAGGCGGUGCAGAUUGGAGAACGAGAGUUUGGUGCGCCCAGACAGGAAAAUGUCCCGUUACUCUUGUUGGCCACACUGCCCCCGUCACAGAUAUGGUUAUCGUUGAGAGAGGUAGAAAUGUCAUCACCACAUCCAAGGAUGGUUCGGCCAGACUAUGGGAUGUUGGAGAGUCUAAAUGCCUAGGAGUUCUAUGUGAGUUGACAAGCAGUAUCAUGGCUUGUGCUAUUACUUCUUCAAAUCAAUUAGAGCUACCUCCAAACGAAGAAGUUUUGUCAAAUCGAGAGAUCGGAACACCUGGAAAAGUGCUUGCUCUAGGUUGUGAAGACGGAACUCUUGCGUUAGUCGCAAUCGCAGCUAGAGCUGAGCUGGCCAGAAAAAUUCUACCUUCUAGUGUGAGUGCUUUUUCACUCGUAAGUAACGAGUGUCUGGCUGUUGGCUUAGAGAACGGACAGAUUUACUUGAUAAGUAUAGUCCAGCAGCUGGAUACUCUGAGGGUAAUCCACGAAAGCAACAGCCCUGUCAGAGCGUUGCUAGUGUACAAAGAUUUCCUCUUGGUGGGCCAGACAGACGGGGUAUGCAUUGGCUAUCGGAUUCCCUCGUCUAACAAGGAUCCUAUUUCUCCGGUUCGUCUGCAGCUAACGGGAUCUGAUUUUGAACCGAUCAACGAUUUGACAUCGGACGGACAGGAUCACGUUUACGUUGGAGCGAGGGAUGGGUGUAUACGCAAAUAUCAAGUCGGUGAUAUUGUCGAGAAAUUUUGCUCCUGAGAUAACAACGUGUCUAUUGUACAACAUUAACAAGUGUGGUUGAAAUUUCGUGCUGCUAAUGUAUGGUCUAUUCUUUUUUACCAUGUGUAUGCUUAGAAAUAUAUGUCUAUCGAAAGAUUCGGAAACUGA